Chionomys nivalis (European snow vole) is the source of this 1722-nucleotide messenger RNA. RefSeq names its product PHD finger protein 10 (gene Phf10). The coding region runs from base 103 to 1596 and encodes 497 amino acids. The transcript has 12 exons. Lineage: Eukaryota; Metazoa; Chordata; Mammalia; Rodentia; Cricetidae. The record is from RefSeq and is a predicted model, not a curated record. Gene Ontology annotation, cellular component: npBAF complex.
CGCCGGGCGGCCCGCGCGACGGCGGCGGCGGCGGCGGCAGCGGCGGCGGCCGGGACUAAGCGGCGGCGGCGGCGCCGGCGGCGGCGCGGGGCGCUGGGGCUGAUGGCAGCGGCCGGGCCCGGGGCGGCGCUGUCCCCGCGGCGGUGCGACAGCGACCCGGCCUCCCCCGGAGCGCAGUCCCCGAAGGAUGAUAAUGAAGAUAAUUCAAAUGAUGGGACCCAUCCAUCUAAAAGGAGGCGAAUGGGCUCAGGAGAUAGCUCCAGAAGUUGUGAGACUUCAAGUCAGGAUCUCAGCUUUAGUUACUACCCAGCAGAAAACUUAAUAGAGUACAAAUGGCCACCUGAUGAGACAGGAGAGUACUAUAUGCUUCAGGAGCAAGUCAGCGAAUAUCUGGGUGUGACCUCCUUCAAGCGGAAAUAUCCAGAUUUAGAGCGACGAGAUUUAUCUCACAAGGAGAAACUCUACCUGAGAGAAUUAAACGUCAUUACGGAGACACAGUGUACACUAGGUUUAACAGCAUUGCGCAGUGAUGAAGUGAUUGAUCUAAUGAUUAAAGAAUAUCCAGCUAAACAUGCUGAAUAUUCUGUUAUUCUACAAGAAAAGGAACGUCAGAGAAUUACAGACCAUUAUAAAGAGUAUUCUCAAAUGCAACAACAGAAUACUCAGAAAGUCGAAGCCAGCAAAGUGCCUGAGUACAUUAAGAAAGCUGCCAAGAAAGCAGCUGAAUUCAACAGCAACUUAAACCGGGAACGCAUGGAAGAGAGAAGAGCAUAUUUUGACUUACAGACGCAUGUUAUCCAAGUGCCUCAAGGAAAGUACAAAGUGCUGCCCACAGACCGGACAAAGGUCAGUUCUUACCCAGUGGCGCUCAUCCCCGGACAGUUCCAGGAGUACUAUAAGAGGUACUCACCAGAUGAGCUCCGGUACUUGCCGUUAAACACAGCCCUGUAUGAGCCGCCCCUGGACCCAGAGCUUCCGGCACUAGAUAGUGACGGUGAUUCAGAUGAUGGCGAAGAUGGUCGAGGGGAUGAAAAGCGGAAAAAUAAAGGCACCUCGGACAGCUCCUCAGGCAAUGUGUCUGAAGGGGACAGCCCCCCUGACAGCCAGGAGGACGCCUUCCAGGGAAGACAGAAAUCAAAAGACAAAGUGGCCACUCCAAGAAAAGAUGGCUCCAAACGCUCUGUACUGUCCAAGUCAGUUCCUGGGUACAAGCCAAAGGUCAUUCCAAAUGCUCUAUGUGGAAUUUGUCUGAAGGGUAAGGAGUCCAACAAGAAAGGAAAGGCUGAAUCACUUAUACACUGCUCCCAGUGUGAUAACAGUGGCCACCCUUCUUGCUUGGAUAUGACCAUGGAGCUUGUUUCUAUGAUUAAGACCUACCCAUGGCAGUGUAUGGAAUGUAAGACAUGCAUUAUAUGUGGACAGCCCCACCACGAAGAAGAAAUGAUGUUCUGUGAUGUGUGUGACAGAGGUUAUCAUACUUUUUGUGUGGGCCUUGGUGCUAUUCCAUCAGGUCGCUGGAUUUGUGACUGUUGUCAGCGAGCUCCCCCAACACCCAGGAAAGUGGGCAGAAGGGGAAAAAACAGCAAAGAGGGCUAAAAAAUAGGUUUUUGACCCUCAUGUUUGGGAUAUUUGGUGCCAAUUUAUUUACAUUUUCAUUUUUAUGCCAAUAAAGAAUUUUUUUUGAAAUUAACUAUGACCUUAAACAUCUUCAAGUUGAUUUAU